AUGGCCAGGCCGACUCCUCCCAACCCCCCACGAUCGCAGCCUUCUCUCCCCUCCACGAUCGCAGGAUCGGCCUUGACCUCGCGGCAGCGUUCUAGUGUGGUUGUGCAUCGCAAAUCUCCCCUGCUGGUGGCAACGCCGCCGGCCAUCACCAGGGCCCUCGCAUACUCGCAUCCUUUCCUUCUCCCUCUGAACAACCUGGUCGGUCUUCUUACAUGGACAACGGGGGAUCCAUGGCAGAGCUUCUUGCUCGUGGCCACCUUUUGGACGGUGGUUCUGUACAGUGAGGCGAUUAUUCUCCGGGCGGGGCCGAUACUCGUCGUGGUUGGGUUGAUUCUCGGCAUGUAUGGCCGUCGCUAUUCGCCUCUGUCGUCGACCACGUCAACGGGCGAGAAGCAUCGGCGCAAGGCGUCGGCGGAUACUACCCGUCAUCAGAAGAGUUUGGACGAUAUCGUGGAGACGCUGCGCACUUUUACAACACGGUGCCAUAUUCUUCUUGAACCUUUGCUCGAUUUGACCGAUUUCCUAUCUACCCAGCGGACACCUACCUCAGCAACCACCCGUCCGGCCCUAACAGCCCUGUUCAUUCGCAUUCUUUUAGUGACGCCCGUUUGGAUCAUCUUGACCCUCCCUCCAUUCUACAUAAUCACCAUCCGGCGCGUCGUCAUGUGCGUCGGAACUAUCAUCCUCACCUACCAUUCGAGGCCAGCUCGCGUCUCGCGCGUGAUUCUAUGGCGCUCGCGAGCUGUGCGCCGACUUGUUUCUAUGAUCACAGGGUUGUCCGUAGCGGACGGGCCGAACAACAGCCAGAAAUCUGCGGUCCAGGGACAGGGUUUGAAUAUUGCAACUCGGAGACGUGGAAACUCAUCCGGCGUGCGGUUUACAUUUGUGGUAUACGAGAACCAGCGCCGGUGGCUCGGUAUUGGGUGGACCUAUUCCCUAUUCCCAGCCGAACGUGGGCCCUGGACCGAUGAGCAUCUCAACUCUGUCCCACCCAAGGAUAAGUUUGAGUUGCCCGAUGUGCAAACCGGGGAUGCUAAAUGGCGCUGGGUUGAGGGCAGUGAGUGGCGGAUUGAAGGGGGUGAUAACUCGGGCAAUGGAAAAUCGGAUUCCAAGGGUCCGAGUGAGGGAUGGAUCUACUAUGACAACAAGUGGACCGAUGGCCGUCGAGGACAGGACGGUUGGGACCGAUACACACGCCGGCGCAAGUGGUAUCGUGAUGCCGAGCUGGUAGACACCCAACAAGAAGGUCCCUCAGAAACCAUCUCCAACCUCACCCAAGCUCUACAACAAGAUAAAGAGCAAGAAAAUGACAAAAAAGAGUCUGACCCCGAGACCAACAGUCUCUCCCCUCACACAACCUUGAAAACACGGCGUCGACGCUGGUUCGGCAGCAAAGACGGUAGCAAAGAAGGGAGCAAAGACCGCUCCAACAGCGGUAGCUCAUCCAUCGACGCAGGCCGCACAACCGGCGCCAGUUUCGCAGAAGCCACCGGCGAUGCAAGCGGUCGGGGUACGCCCGCACGACCAAUUAGUAUCCAAAGCUCUCGCAAGCCAUCGCAGUAUAGUGUCCGGGAAGGAAGUUUGGCGACGAGCGAUAGUGCUAGUACACGCGAGAAGGACAUGGCUAAUUCGCACGACCGUCACGAUAAGUGGAGUACGCGGGCUGCGGGGGGAACGGAACGUGCUGAACGAGAGAUGGGAUUAAGUGAUGAAGUGCAAAUGGCUCUGAGUUGA
Molecule: messenger RNA, 1734 nt
Organism: Penicillium daleae
Lineage: Eukaryota; Fungi; Ascomycota; Eurotiomycetes; Eurotiales; Aspergillaceae
Product: PEX28-32 family peroxisomal membrane protein
Exons: 2
Coding region: 1-1734 (577 amino acids)
Biological process (GO): peroxisome organization
Cellular component (GO): peroxisomal membrane
Source: RefSeq, a predicted model, not a curated record